UUCUACCGUGACAUGCCGCGGGGUCUAGUGGGAGGAGCAGUUGCCCAGCGGCCGCCCGGCACUUCCUGUUUCCGGUUCUCGGAGUGGAGCCCAGCGAGGCGCUCGUGGGGUCGCUGGCUCUGCCGCGAGCUCUGGAACCGGGGUCUGCGGCCGGCCCCUCGCUGGUUCUGUCUCCCACCCGCGAGCAGGUACUCGGCCGGGGAUUCUGAGCUGUGGCUGCUCCCUUUGCCCGUGACACGAUGUUCCCCCUCUACAGCUCCUGGAGGACUGGCCUGCUGCUGCUGCUGCUGCUGGCUGUGGCAGUAAGAGAAUCCUGGCAGACCGAAGAAAAAACAUGCGACCUGGUAGGAGAAAAGGAUAAAGAGUCAGAGAAAGAGUUGGCUCUACUGAAGAGGCUGACGCCGCUGUUUAACAAAAGCUUUGAGAGCACCGUGGGCCAGGGCUCAGACACGUAUAUCUACAUGUUCCGGGUGUGCCGAGAAGCUGGCAACCACACCUCUGGGGCAGGCCUGGUGCAGAUCAGCAAAAGUAAUGGGAAGGAGACAGUCGUCGGGAGACUCAAUGAGACUCAGAUCUUCAACGGAAGUAAUUGGAUCAUGCUGAUCUAUAAAGGGGGUGAUGAAUAUGACAAUCACUGCGGCAAGGAGCAGCGUCGGGCAGUGGUGAUGAUCUCCUGCAAUCGACACACCCUAGCGGACAAUUUUAACCCUGUGUUUGAGGAGCGAGGCAAAGUCCAAGAUUGUUUCUACCUCUUUGAGAUAGACAGCAGCCUGGCCUGUUCCCCAGAGAUCUCCCACCUCAGUGUGGGUUCUAUCUUACUUGUCACGUUUGCAUCGCUGAUCGCUGUCUAUAUCAUCGGGGGGUUCCUGUACCAGCGACUGGUGGUGGGAGCCAAAGGAAUGGAGCAGUUUCCCCACUUGGCCUUCUGGCAGGAUCUUGGCAACCUGGUAGCAGAUGGUUGUGACUUUGUGUGCCGAUCUAAACCCCGAAAUGUGCCUGCUGCAUAUCGUGGUGUGGGGGAUGACCAGCUGGGGGAGGAGUCAGAAGAAAGGGAUGAUCAUUUAUUACCGAUGUGAUUGCACUUUAAAUGUCCGGCUUCUUCAGCCCCCAAACCAAAGCAUCCUCAGCCAGGUUUCUUAAGCAGCCUCCGCUCCAGUCUCUCAUCUCACCCUUAAUAUUGCUCUUGCUUUCCGGUUUGCUUUUGGUUUGCAUCCACUUGUCAGUAGCAGAAAUGCCUUCCCUUUGUUCCCUAUUUGUUUUCCCUCCUGAGAGGUACAGUUGUAGGACAGAGAUCAUAUAAUAGGGCCAAUGGCAGCAGAGGCUGUUGCACUGUCUCUUGGUAUCAGAAAGUACAAGUAGGGGAGUUAUCAUGAGCAAAAGGGUACGGCAGGCUCCCUGACCCUUCCUUUUUUAAACACAUUUUCACAAGUUUUUGAGACACUGGAUUUCUUUAAUUCAAAAAAAAAAAAAAAAAAGCAAAGAAACAUUAUUUAUACAAGGUUUGAUUGCUUUCAUGCUGUUACUCUGUACCCUCCAGUAGUAGUCUCCGUGAGAAUCUGGAUGUAAUUUCUUGCUGCUUGGAACUAUUUUGCAGUGAUUACUUGGUUGUAGUCCAAGUACUGCCAUUUGGUUUGAGCCUGGUGAUGUCAUAGACUUAAUUCUCCCACCUCUGGGAUUAGGAUGGGAAAAUUUGAAAUUUCCCAAUUAGAGGAUUACAAGGUACCAUACAUCAUUUGCUGGCAUUGGAGUGACUUUAUCGCUGGAGCUAGGACCUGGAUUGUAGUCUUAGGUUAUUGGUCCAUCGGCAGCCAAAAUGCCUAAUCCAGGAGUCCAGUCCAUUGGAAAGGGACAUUGAAAUUGACCUCCUAUGCUGCCGGUGUUCCAGAAAAGGGAAGUCUGUUUACCUUGUAGUGGGAUCUCCUUGAUGACUUGCUUCUCCCACUUGCGGUCAAAGCUGGCAAAGCUUUUCUUACUCCUAAAACAUUCCCUCCAGCAGUAUUUCUAAACAUGUUGCACUUUCCUUCGUAGGCAUGUCAUUUUGACUUUUUUUUUUUUUUUUUUUUUUUUUGCCCCCAGUCUUCUGGAAAGGGAAUGGAGGCAGAAGUGGGACAUCCAGGGCCCUGCCACCUUCCGCCCUGGCUGCGGCGGCUGCAGCACUUGUCCCUUUUUCUGGCUCAGGGACGUGUCUUCUUGCCCACGACAUUACUUCUGUGGGGAGACGGUCUUAAUCUUCUGAUGCUUCCACCUUUCUGUUCAGGCCGUGUGCCCAGAAACCUGGCCUGAUCUUUGUGUGGUAGCGAGCCUGGGCCACUGAAGAGUAACAUGGCUCCACUGGACACAGGAGGAUGGAAUCAAUAGGCAGGGGCCUUUCUUAGCCUUUAGAGAAGGAAAUGAAAUGAUUUCAUCUUUGGACUUUUAAAUACUAUUGGAAUGAUUUUUUUUUCUUCUUUCUAAACAGGGAAAAUAAUGUUAUAAAAGCAUCUUUUUUGUUAUUUGUUUGCAUCCCUCCCCCACACUCUGGUGUUUUAAAAAUGCAAAAAAUAUAUGUAUACAUUUUUUUGUACAAAAACACUUAAAAGAUUUAAAAAAAAAACACACAGUUGGCCUAGUCAUUUGUGUGAAAGAAGAGGGUAGAUACACUGGAAUGAUGGAGUAAGAGACAACUGAGACCAAUUUUCAUCCUUUUACUGAGGAGGAAAAAAAAUAUUUAAUAUUUUUGUUGUAUAAGGUAUAGCGCCUAAGGCAGGUACUUCUAUUCCUGACCUCAGUCCCACGCGCUCCUGCUUUAUAAAGCUAUAGGACAGAGCAGAGUUGGAAUGGAAAAGAAAGGUGGGGUAGGAGACAACAGAUAAAACUGGAAAGGAGCAGGGGGAUGCGGAAAGAAAGACAACAGCCACAUGUGUGCCCAAAACUUUUAGUCCCUGCAGCAAAUCAGAAUGAUGCCAACCCAGUCUCUACCCUGGCUGGUGACCCUGCCGUGGAUGCAGGAGAAAAUAUCCAAUACUAAGGGAGUGACAACAAAACUCUGGGCCACAGCUACAGUCAGACGAUCCAGAGGGAAGAGGGAGUGCCAGAUUUUGCUACUUGUGUCACACAAGCUAGAAGACCCUAGCUCCCCCAUUGCUGAGGCACACCUACAUUCCACCCAUUUCCUCGCCUCACCAUACUGUACAUUCCUCCUCUAGGAGAAUUCUGACCCUGGCUAGACGCUCCGCUCCGGGAUAAGGCCGAGCAGUCCUAGUUCUCUAGACUGCCUCGUUUAUAAAGAUUGGAUGAGGGUAGGUGAGAGUCGUAAAGAUUUAAAAAAUAAAGGAGAACCCAGAGAAACGUCAAAGCUGCCGCCAUGUAGCACCAGCGACCAAUUCUUGCACUUGUCUUCCCUGUCUCAGUAAUCCCCUCUACAGAAGACAUACAUAAUUGGAACAGCUCUGUCUUCCCUGUGAAGUCUCUGCUGGCACCAGGUUAUAACCUGGACAGUGGGGAGUGUCUGCCUUAGGCUGGUUUGUGCAAGAGGGCCACCUUAGGUCUCCUUGAGGACGUUUAUCUUGGCGCAGAUCUUGAGGGCAGGGCCCAGCUUGAUGUUCAUGGCACUCAUAAGAUGUUCCUCUUUAAGUAAUAAAAGGGCCUGUCCAUCAAUCUCCUGGGAACGAAACUCCUCUGCAAUCUCUUGGCAGCCUAGAAGGAAAUGAUGGGAAUAUGUAUGAGAAACUACACGGUAGUACCAAAGUACUUGUCCUAAUUUCAGUAAUACAGUGGUCUGAGACGGCAAGCUUUGGAAGCAAAAUGAAAUCAGAGCAACUGGCUAUUUAUAAAAACAAAAAGAACCAAGACAGGGACUUCCCUGGUGGCGCAGUGCCCGCCAAUUCAGGGGACGUGGGUUCGAUCCCUGAUCCGGGAAGAUCCCACAUGCCACAAAGCAACUAAGCCUGUGCGCCACAACUACUGAGCCCACACACCUAGAGCAGCCCAUGCUCCGCAACAAGAGAAGCCGCUGCAAUGAGAAACCCGUGCACCGCGCUGAGGAGCGGCCCCCGCUCACCGCAACUAGAGAAAGCCCGCACACAGCAACGAAGACCCAACG
Messenger RNA from Mesoplodon densirostris (Blainville's beaked whale), 4081 nucleotides. RefSeq names its product mannose-6-phosphate receptor, cation dependent (gene M6PR). Gene Ontology annotation, molecular function: protein domain specific binding. The transcript is spliced from 7 exons. Gene Ontology annotation, cellular component: Golgi apparatus; trans-Golgi network; endosome. Lineage: Eukaryota; Metazoa; Chordata; Mammalia; Artiodactyla; Ziphiidae. The coding region runs from base 240 to 1076 and encodes 278 amino acids. The record is from RefSeq and is a predicted model, not a curated record. Gene Ontology annotation, biological process: protein targeting to lysosome.